AUGCCGACCCGCACCAACACUGCGAGGGACACGAAUCCGAGCGGGACUGGUGCUCCACCACGCGCUCCGUCCAACAGCUAUCGUGACUCGACGCUAAACAUCUUCGCUCUGCUGCUUGCCUUCCGCAUCGUCAACGCACUAACCCUGCGCUCCUUUUUCCAGCCCGACGAGUUCUUCCAGUCCCUCGAACCUGCAUGGCAGCUUGCGUUUGGCCCCGCCAGUAAUGCCUGGAUCACCUGGGAAUGGAGAUCCCAAUUGCGCUCGUCCCUGCAUCCAGCGCUAUUUGCUGCCGUCUAUCGAGUCGCGGCACAUGUUGCUGACCUCUGUGGCUUGACCUUGCCUGCUAAAGCCGAACUACUCCUAGCUGCCCCGAAAGUUACCCAAGCCGUCUCUGCAGCCUUGCUUGAUUGCUACACAUGGAAACUUGCGGAAAAAGUCUACGGUCGUGGCAGUCGCACUGCCCUCACUACUCUUGCAUUGUCUGUCUGCAGCCCGUGGCAGUGGUUCUGCGCGACCCGAACACUAUCCAAUUGUCUUGAGACUACCAUCACUGCUGUCGCUAUUUACUAUUGGCCUUGGCAGGGUGCAGCAACAGCUAGCAAGGGUCAGACGCAUAUCGCACACCACGACCUCGGCUCCCUCUCAGAGUUGCGCCUGUCACUGCUGUUGGCAGCGCUUGCGUGUAUUCUCCGGCCCACCAAUGCACUCAUCUGGCUGUCCGUAUCCAUCCCAGUUCUAUGGCAAGCCUCACAUCGGCUGCGCUAUGUGUUGGUCCGUGAGAUCCUGAUUUGCGGUGCAAGGCUCCAUUGCCGGGCUUUGCGUUCUCUGCAGACUACCCGUGCCCCGAGGUCACCAGACCACAAUCCGACUGACGAUGCUAGCUCCGCCGUCCUGGUAUUGUCAGUCGCGACCGAUCGGCUCUAUUACAGGGUCUGGACUCUUCCGCCGCUUAGAUUUCUCUAUUUCAACAUCGCUCAGUCGUUAGCCGUCUUCUACGGGAGGAACCGCGGCGACUACUAUUUGACCGAAGGUUUGCCGUUGCUCCUCACGACAUCGUUGCCAUUUGCCGUUGUUGGCUUGUGGCAGUCGUUGAGGGGCCUAGAGCCACGCAGCUCAGCCAAAGGCGACAGCCCGGUUAAUACAGCAGUUUCAGGUCAAGAUGCUACGGGCAGUCAGAUACUAAGCCGUCUAUCAUGGACGGCGAUGGUCAUGACCGCUACGCUGAGUUUGAUAUCGCACAAAGAAGUUCGCUUUCUUUACCCAGUCCUACCAUUCCUUCACAUAAUCGCCGCCAGGCCACUCAGCAAGUUCCUACCUCCUCGCGCUGCGCUAUCGCACAAAGCAGUCGUCCUGUUCUUGCUUGCUGUAAACAUCCUACUUGCAGGCUAUGCCUCUCAAGUUCACCAGCGUGGAGUCAUCGAUGUACUCGCCUACCUCCGCCAUAAACAUGAAACGCGCAACAGCCUAUUACACUUCCGUGGCAAUAGCGAUAGUAACGUCGCUGCUGUGACCAACACAACAGUCGGCUUCCUGAUGCCCUGCCACUCCACACCCUGGCGCUCCCACCUGAUCUACCCUGAAAUCUCCGCAUGGGCUUUGACGUGCGAGCCACCCAUCGAAAUACCCCUCUCCGAACGCUCAACCUAUCUCGACGAGGCGGAUGAGUUCUACAUCAAACCUGGCCCUGUAGCCUGGCUCCGGGCCAAUAUGGAAGAUGUACAGACGAUCAAGGCGAGUGGAAGUAGGUCUGGUCAGCAUUGGAUGCGCCAGGACCCAAAGUUUAAACGCAAGUACCGGCGUGAGUGGCCGCAGAACCUUGUUUUCUUUGAGCAGUUGGAAGGGACGCUGAAGGAGUAUCUUGAGGGCACUAGGUACCAGGAGUGUUGGAGGGGGUUUAAUAGCCACUUCCAUGAUGAUUCGAGGAGGACUGGUGAUGUGGUUGUUUGGUGCUUGGAUGGCGUGUGA
This is a messenger RNA of Alternaria ventricosa, 1965 nucleotides long. RefSeq lists its product as uncharacterized. The transcript has 5 exons. The record is from RefSeq and is a predicted model, not a curated record. Gene Ontology annotation, biological process: GPI anchor biosynthetic process. The coding region runs from base 1 to 1965 and encodes 654 amino acids. Gene Ontology annotation, molecular function: alpha-1,2-mannosyltransferase activity. NCBI's taxonomy places the organism in Eukaryota, Fungi, Ascomycota, Dothideomycetes, Pleosporales, Pleosporaceae. Gene Ontology annotation, cellular component: endoplasmic reticulum membrane.